UCAACUAUAUUAUUUAUCUAUAAACUGAGUAACAAAUAGCCCAUAAACAAAACAGCAAUCAUGGCCGAGUUCCACUUUCUUAACAAGACUCAACCACCUCAGGUUACGAAACUCAACCUCCCAGACAACACAUCAUGCAUCCUGCUCAAGAAAAGAAACAUUGUAGUCAAGCCCAGGCCCAUGCCUAUUCUCCAGCCGGACGGCGUCUUGGUCAAAGUUGUCGCUACAGAUAAGUUAAUUCACUGUGAGGAGUACGAUAAAACAGCUGGAAAGCUAACAUGUCUUUUGAUCCUUUCACGUAUCUGCGGUUCUGAUUUGCACAACUACCUUGCCGGAGGAGUCGGCGGCCGUCCUGUUACUGAGCCUAUUGUGAUGGGCCACGAGAGUUCGGGAGAGGUCAUCGCUGUUGGAGAUCUGGUCAAAACCCACAAAGUCGGGGACCGUGUCGCCAUCGAGCCUGGAUUGCCUUGUAGAAGGUGUAUCAACUGUAAAGAGGGAAAAGUCAACAUCUGUUUGAACAUGCACUACUGCGGUGCUCCGGGAUCAGUCGGAUCUCUCUCCAGGUACUUCGCCCUACCCGCUGAUAUGGCGCCCCAUAUUCCUGACCAUCUUUCAUGGGAAGAAGCUGGAUGUAUUCAGCCCCUUGCCGUUGGUAUUCAGGUUGGAAAGCGAGUCGACCUUCGCCCCCACAAGACCGUCGCCAUCUUUGGUUGCGGUCCCAUCGGCCUCAUCUCAGCUGCUGUAGCUCACGCCUAUUCUGCCCGCAAAAUUAUUGCUUUCGACAAUAAUCCCCAACGAGUCGAAUUCGCCAAAAAAUACAUUUCACCUCUUACCGGUAAACCCAUUAUCGAUCACGUCUUCCUCGUCAAAGAUUUACCCACUUCUUCACUGAAAGGUAGCCACGCCAAUGGUGAUCACGCCAAUGGUAACGGUAGCAUGGCCAAUGGGGACACGGAAACCCUUGCUCAUGCUCUGGGGGAAGAUGGGUCCGGUGCCGGGAUGGGUGAUGGCGAGAUACUCGACGAAGACCAUGAGGAGACUAUCGGUGACAAGAAAUGGGAAUGGGCCAAGAAGAUUGUAGCCGGUUUUGUUCAAGAAGCGGGGCUGACGGCCGAGGAAGGUGUGGAUAGGGUUGUGGAAGCUACUGGGGCGGAAGAUUGCAUGCUCAUGGGUAUCGCCAUUGCGAAGCAAGGUGGAAACUAUCUCGCGGUCGGCUUGGGUCACAUCCAGACCAAUUGCUUCCCCACCCUCGCUGUUACCAACAAGGAAAUCAAUGUCAUGGGUAUCACCCGAUACACGGCCUCCUGCUUCCCCUCUGCCCUUGAUCUCCUUUCUCGAGGCGUGGUCGAUGUCAAGCAGCUCAUUACUAAGACCUUCCCUUUGACGCAGAGUACAGAGGCGUUUGAGGCCGUAGCGGCUGGACAGGAUAUGAAGGUCGUUAUCAAGAACCAGGAGGGGUUUGACAAUUAGGUUUUGAUUUGUAACUAAAUCUUUGGGCACUGGGCUAGCGAAUGAUGUUUGAGGCCGUGCAUCACAGGGUGUAGAGAUGUUGUUGUAGAGGGUAGAGGUGUGAAGAUUAAUUCGACUUUUCGGG
Cryptococcus deneoformans JEC21 is the source of this 1594-nucleotide messenger RNA. Its product is annotated as xylitol dehydrogenase, putative. Gene Ontology annotation, biological process: D-sorbitol catabolic process. NCBI's taxonomy places the organism in Eukaryota, Fungi, Basidiomycota, Tremellomycetes, Tremellales, Cryptococcaceae. Bases 61 to 1470 code for a protein of 469 amino acids. Gene Ontology annotation, molecular function: L-iditol 2-dehydrogenase (NAD+) activity; zinc ion binding. The transcript has 7 exons. The record is from RefSeq and is a predicted model, not a curated record.